AUGGGUUAUCCAUCGAAUUUUAAAGUUGUCACAAGAUUAUUAACCGAGAACACCUUGCUUGCCUCAUCGGCAUUUACUAGAUUUGACAAGGUCAAUUUUGGGAACAGAAUGGCUGUGUUUAAAAUCAUUUCAACUACUGAUUCUUUGCCUAAAAUUAUCCUAUGGAGUCCCUUGCCUUAUACACCUCAAGUUAUUGACAUUUUGAAAAAUUUUACAGGGGUUUCAACGGAAGCAGAUUUGCAAGUCAAUUAUGUCAUUGUGCCUGAUAGAGAACAUAAUUUAGCAGCUGGUGUUUACAAAGAGAAAUUUCCACUUGCCAAGAUCAUUGGGCCUGAAAACACACAGAAUAUACCAUUGGAUAUAGAAUUUACAAAGGAACUAGGUCAUAAAGUGAUUCUGGGGACAGCUUUGAAACAAUUGGUUGAUGAUGAUUUGAUCGUGGAAAAUUUCGAUUUUGUUUAUUUACCAUAUCAUGCUAAUUCAGAAUUGGUGGUGUACCACAAACCAAGCAAAACAUUGUUUGAGGCAGAUUUACUUUUCAAUCUCGGUGUUGAUGGAAAAUUGGAACAGUUUUCACCAGAAACUGGGUAUCCGGAAAAUUUCAACCCACACCAAGGUUGGUCAUUUGCGACAAGAUAUUUGCAGCCCAAUUCAAAAGUUGGGAAAUUUUUAUUCAAUAGACUUGUCAAUAGAGCAAAAAGUCAACCUGGAUUAAAUGCUAUUAACACUUUGGAUUUCAAAAAUAUAGUAAUGUGUCAUGGUAACAUAAUUACAGAGAAUGCUAAGCAAGCUUUUGAAAACGUGUUUAUUAAAUGA
Molecule: messenger RNA, 816 nt
Organism: Lodderomyces oxycetoniae
Lineage: Eukaryota; Fungi; Ascomycota; Pichiomycetes; Serinales; Debaryomycetaceae
Exons: 1
Coding region: 1-816 (271 amino acids)
Source: RefSeq, a predicted model, not a curated record